ACCGAGAUGACAUGCCAUCCGCGGACCGGCGUAGGCGCAGUCCGCUGCGGAAGACACGCGCGACAGGUCGGUUCUAGUUGGUGCCUCUAACGCUUCUCACUCGUCCAAUUAUGGCGUCCUCAGCGUCAAUUCGCGACUUCUACAAGGGAAGGAGUGUUCUGGUGACUGGAGGCACAGGAUUUAUGGGGAAAGUCCUUGUGGAAAAGCUUCUCUACUCCGUUCCUGAUAUUGGCAACAUCUACGUCGUCAUGAGGCCGAAGCGGGGGAAAUCUGUGCCUCAACGCAUCGAGACUAUGCUACGUUUGCCUCUAUUCGAUCGUCUUAGAACUGAACGCCCAAACGCUUUGAAGAAACUGAAGGGUCUACAGGGAGAUGUCUUAUUCGACGAUUUAGGACUAUCUUCGCAUGAUAUCGAAAUCUUAUCUGAAGAGGUAUCCGUCGUAUUCCACUUCGCGGCGACACUCAGGCUGGAGGCGCCGCUCAGGGAUAAUGUGAACAUGAACACCUCGGGCACGCUGCGAGCUUUGAGCGUGGCCAGAAGGUUGAAGAAUCUGGUCAUCUUCGUUCAUCUGUCAACGGCUUUCUGCUACCCCGAUUAUGAGCUUUUGAAUGAAAAGACGCACGCGCCCCCCGCGAAACCUGAAGAUGUGAUUAGACUGACAGAAUGGCUCGAUGACAAGCAACUGGCUCUCCUGACGCCUUCACUCUUGGGGCCUCAUCCUAACUGCUACACCUUCUCUAAGCGGCUAGCGGAGAACGUCGUUGAAAGGGCCUAUCCCGAACUGCCGGUCGUGAUUGCUCGGCCUAGCAUUGUGUGUCCAACAUAUAGGGAGCCAGUGGCAGGGUGGGUAGACAACCUAAACGGCCCCGUUGGUCUCAUGCUGGGCGCAGGGAAGGGCGUCAUCCGGACCAUGCUCUGCGACGGCUCCCUCAACGCCGAAGUCAUACCUGUAGAUGUUGCCAUCAACGCCAUCAUCGCAAUAGGCAUGAUCGAGGGAACAAGACAGGAGAAGCCUGAAUUGAUUCCCGUAUACAACGUCAACAUCGGACACCAAAAGCCCACAUCAUGGGGCGAAGUGCUGCUAGUGGCAAAGGAUUACGGACGUAAAUAUCCGCUGGAGUGGCCCCUCUGGUAUCCAAAUGGCGACAUCACCACCAACAAAACCUUGCACGAAAUACGCCGUAUAUUAUUCCAUCUACUGCCAGCUUACUUCAUUGACUUUUUACUGUUAAUUUGUGGGCAAAAACGAAUAAUGAUUCGAAUCCAGGAAAGGAUUAGUCAAGGACUAGAAGUCCUUCAAUACUUCACCAUGAGACCAUGGAAGUUUGCUUGUGAUAACUACGACAGUAUAUGUAAAAUAUUGAAUGAAGAAGAAAGAGAAAUGUUCAUCACAGACAUCACUACCGCAGAUCGUAAUGAAUACAUGGCAAAAUGUAUAAACGGCGGUCGCAUGUACUGCUUGAAAGAGGAUCCGGGAAAACUUAAGCGCAACAGAGCUUAUCAUAACUUCCUGUUCGUUUUGGACUGGAUUGUAACGAUUUUCUUCUGGCUGCUGGUUAUUUCGUUCUUGGCGUCUUGGUUCGCGCCGGUGAAGGCCGUGCUCUCACUUGGUGGGCCGCUGGUGAAGGCAUUGCCUUUCGUCGGUUCCGCGGUUUUUGAUGGAACAAACGAAUAAGGCUCUCAAUCUAUUAUCAAAUAACUUACUUUUUGGCACCUAAGUACCUAAUACGUUUGUUUAAAAUAUUUUACCAGCCGAGUAACAACCGCGCUACUGUACGAUUCUGUAGGUAUUCCAUUUAUUGUUACUUACGUGGUUUAAAAAAUAAUAAGAAUGAAAAAAUAGAUAUGAGCAUCUUUCUUGUGACAAUUAUAGUAGUUUAGAGAAUAUAUUAAUAGUACGGUGAAGAGUAAAUAAGAAACCUCAAUAGCGCCAAAUGAUUUUUUCCGUUUUUUAUACGAAUUCAUACAAAACGCCGCUUGUGUUUAAGGGGCAUGUAAGUACAAUUUAUUAUUUUAAAACGGGUAAAGUUGAGUAUACGUCCAGCGUAGUUCAGGGUAUGGGCAGAAAGAGUAGUCGAUUUUGAAGAAUAUAAGAAGAUACUGUUGUUAUUUAGAAAAGUAACACUAGACAUUGUUAAAGAACAGCGUUGAUACUAGUCAAUAACAUUGUAACUACUACCUCUGUUAUGCAUGUACGACAUAAAUGCAGUUACCGUUAACCGUUUUUUUUUUAUAAAUAAAACUUAAAUAGUUAAUACCUCAAGUAGUUUUAUGUAGUUGCUUGCAAUCUACGAAAUGAAGCGCUCACCAGUGGGCGCUACUGUCGACUAAGGUCCUAUAGGCAGGCAGGUUCUACAACCCGGUCAACUGUGCACAAGUUAACUGCGCACCUGGCUGCCAUAACGUCACAUCGAUGCUCUAGUAUGGACGGAGCGAGCGCGGGGAAGUGUGCGGGUGAGUGCGAGGGAGUCACAUUCCAGCAAAGUGCGCAGUUUACUCGAUCGGGUUGAACCAGCAACAGAACCUUACACCGCCAGUGGUGCACUAGGGAAACCUUCAUUUGAUCAAGUCGAUUUGGGGGGUAACGUGAAAUACCUAUACAAUAAUGUAUAGGGCAAGUGACCCGGUUGUGGCCACCGACCCCUUUGUGGCCAUUUAGAACUUUAAAUCGUUAUAACUAAGGCAAAGACUAAUAUAUUACUCUAUGGUUUACGGGAAUAAAAAUAUCUAAUAUUAGCAACACUGAUAGCGUGGGAAUUUCGGGAAUUCCUUGUAACUAAGCUUUAAGUUUACUAAGGUACCUACAUACCAAAUUUCAAGCGUCUAACUUAAGCAGUUUAGAUUUUUCAUACAAAAGGAUUUUCCCGCGAAUUCCCGUUCCCGUGAAUUCCUUGUUGUAACUAAGCUUUAAGUUUACUAAGGUACCUACAUACCAAAUUUGAAGCGUCUAGCUUAAGCAGUUUAGAUUUUUCAUACAAAAGGAUUUUCCCGCUAAUUCCCGUUCCCGAGGGAAUUCCUAAGUAUACUAUAACCUGCCCAGGAGUAUGAAAAAUAAUUGUACCAAGUUUCGUUAAAAUCUGUCGGGUAGGUUUGUUUUUUUUUGAUGAAUUUUGAUGGCCAGAACUGGCACAUGACUGUGGCCAGAAAUGGGGUAAAGCUGGCCAAAAAUGGCACAAAUUCCCAUUUCUUUUUCUUUUCUACAGGAUUAUUUUUCCAUAGAAUCAUUAUGAAAAAAAAAUGUAUCCUUAGGCUAGAUCUAAAUAUAUUUAAUCACUUUUUACAAGAAAUAACUCCGUGAUAACAAAAACUGUAAAAUGAUAUAGCCUCAAAGUCUAAAAAAUUCUUAAAAUGGCCAAAACCGGGUCACCUGCCCUACUGGGUGUAAUUUUUAUACUUGAUCAAAUAAAAAUAUUUUAACGGGAUCAAAUUCUAAAAAACAAUGAUCCCCAUACUAAAUAACUGAUUGCUGGUGACAAUUUGUGUGGAUUUGAACUUGGGUCAAAAGCAAUCCUUUUAGUUUGAUCAAUUGCAAAAAUUACACCACCCUGUAUAUUGUUUAUCUACCCAUAUGUUCCGCAUCGUUUUCGUAAAGUAAAGACCUUAUACAAAAAAUACUUAAGCCUUAAUCUUACACGCCAAGGGUGAUUGGUUUUUACUUUGCUUAGGUCUUAUCUGUAAUUUUUAUUAUUAAAUUUUUUAUACGUUGUUUUAUUAGUUAUAAAUAUUACCUUUUUGUAUCGAGGGAUUAUAUUUUUUUAAUAUAA
Messenger RNA from Ostrinia nubilalis (European corn borer), 3765 nucleotides. RefSeq names its product putative fatty acyl-CoA reductase CG5065. The coding region runs from base 111 to 1676 and encodes 521 amino acids. Gene Ontology annotation, biological process: long-chain fatty-acyl-CoA metabolic process. NCBI's taxonomy places the organism in Eukaryota, Metazoa, Arthropoda, Insecta, Lepidoptera, Crambidae. Gene Ontology annotation, cellular component: peroxisome. Gene Ontology annotation, molecular function: alcohol-forming very long-chain fatty acyl-CoA reductase (NADP+) activity. The record is from RefSeq and is a predicted model, not a curated record. The transcript has 8 exons.